AGGGUGGCCGAUCGACCCCCCUCGCUUUACCAUACCAAAUACACCCACCCCAUUUGUCGGAUCCGUCCAGAAUAAUCCGCCAGAAUUGAGCCGCCUAUGUACAUCAAGAAGGACCCGCGAAAGGAAGGGGUAACCAUGCGCGAGAAAAAAGGAGGUGCUCUGCAGAAGAUAAAAAAGCGAUUAUCGCACAGCUUCGGCCGAUUAUCGAUAUCGCGCGAGGAAAGCGACGACUCGACGCAGCAGAACAACCACCAUCAUCAUCCGCAUCAUCACCACCAUCACCACGGACAUGGUCACAAUCGUGGCGGUAAAGUGCCCUUCAACGGUUACACAUCCGAGGAGUACCUCGACCGACUGGAACCAAACGGCAACAUCCCGGCCGAUAAGUCCUACAGCAAACAUGGCGACGUGCGGGACUGGAACAGAGUAGGCGACCACGAGCGAGUCCAUCGGCAGCUUUCAGUGUCGUCCGACAGCAAACUGCUGGACGACGACAUCCGGGAGGAAACACGUGUGAUAAUGCGACCUAAGAAGCCACCUCGGCCGAAAUCCGAAGUGUUCUUGAACAAGCACGACCCGCACCCGAGAAGGAAACGGUUUAGUGCAUUCGGGGGUGACUCGCCAUUCGGCAAAUCAGAAGCUUACAUUAAACUAGAGCAACUCGGUGAAGGAUCCUACGCAACGGUAUUUAAGGGUUAUAGCAAUUUAACAAAUCAAGUGGUAGCGUUAAAGGAAAUCCGGUUACAGGAAGAGGAAGGUGCACCGUUCACAGCCAUACGCGAGGCAUCCCUGCUGAAGGAACUGAAACAUUCGAACAUCGUGACCCUGCACGACAUCGUGCACACGCGCGAAACGCUCACGUUCGUCUUCGAGUUUGUGAACACGGACCUGUCGCAGUACAUGGAGCGGCACCCAGGCGGGCUCGAUCACCGGAACGUGCGGCUGUUUCUCUUCCAGCUGCUGCGAGGGCUCUCCUAUUGCCAUAAGCGGCGGGUGCUGCAUCGGGACGUGAAACCGCAGAACCUGCUCAUCAGCGAGAUGGGCGAGCUGAAGCUGGCCGAUUUUGGAUUGGCCCGGGCCAAGAGUGUUCCAAGCCACACGUACUCGCACGAGGUCGUCACGCUGUGGUACCGACCACCGGAUGUGCUGCUCGGUAGCACGGAGUAUUCCACCUCGCUCGACAUCUGGGGCGUCGGGUGCAUCUUCGUGGAGAUGAUCACCGGCAUGCCGACGUUCCCGGGCAUACGCGACACGUACGAUCAGCUGGAUAAGAUCUUCAAAAUCCUCGGCACACCGACGGAGGAUUCGUGGCCCGGGGUAACGCACCUACCGGGAUACAAGCUGCAAAUGUUAGGCUUCUUCAAACCCCGCAAGCUCGGACUGAGCUUCCCCCGGUUGUACGACAUCAACGAGGGCGAAACGAUGGCCACCUCGUUCCUGCAGCUCAAUCCGGACAAUCGGAUAAGCGCGGACGAGGCGCUACGCCAUCGGUACUUUGCGUCGUUGCCAAAAAAGCUAUACGAACUGCCGGAUGAGCUCUCCAUCUUCACGGUGGAAGGUAUUUACUUGCAUCCGGAACCGAACCGCCACCAUGGGCACCGUGCAUGAGAGUUAAGACAAAG
Anopheles nili is the source of this 1622-nucleotide messenger RNA. It is a transcript of the gene Eip63E, whose product is annotated as cyclin-dependent kinase 14. Gene Ontology annotation, cellular component: nucleus; cytosol; cytoplasm. Gene Ontology annotation, biological process: protein phosphorylation. The coding region runs from base 97 to 1608 and encodes 503 amino acids. Lineage: Eukaryota; Metazoa; Arthropoda; Insecta; Diptera; Culicidae. The record is from RefSeq and is a predicted model, not a curated record. The transcript has 11 exons. Gene Ontology annotation, molecular function: heme binding; ATP binding; cyclin binding.